UUUUCCAGGUUUUUGACAGCUAAACUUGCUUCCCGUGUGAAAGUGGAUUCUUUUCGCUCUUGACAGGCGCGCGGACCAUCGUCCUCUACCUGAGCUCGUGGGCUGUCACUGGGAUUUUAAACUCACGCACGCCACCAUCAACGGGACAAGUGACAUUUACGACAGAAAACUCCAUAAGAGAAUAAACGUCCCUCAAAGAAAUAAAAAUACCUGAAGAAUCUACCUUUUCUGCAGGUGCAGUUUUUAUCUUUGAGCUGACAGAUCGCGGAGAGUCUGCAUUUCUACAGGUAAACUAUGACCAGGUGGAUUGUAUUACUAUGUGUGUGUCUGUGCGUCACCUCAGCAACAUUCAACAACUAUCAGCAAAUCAGCAGCUAUGAGGAGCACUCCUUUCUGGACCCUGAGGACACACUGAGUGUGAGUGUCCCACUGGAGCUGCCCCAGCGCCCUCUACUGGGCAGCACCUUGGUACUACCCUGCUACUUCCAGGACCACACCGUCCACGACCCCGGCGCCCCCACCAUUGCCACCCUGUCCCACCGCAUCAAAUGGAGCCGCAUCACCAAGGAGCAUGUCUCUGUCAUCCUGGUGGCCAUGGACGGAGAGGUCAAGGUGGAGGAGGACUAUCUGGAUCGGGUCCACAUGGUGGGCUAUCCCCAGACCCCCACUGACGCCAGCAUCAAGAUCACAGAGUUGAGGUCCAACGACACUGGCACCUACCGAUGUGAGGUACAGCACGGCAUCGAGGACAACCAUGACACUGUGGACGUCCUGGUUCAAGGUAUUGUGUUCCACUACCGGGCCAUCACGACACGCUACACUCUGACCUUUGAGAAGGCCAAGGCAGCCUGUAUCCAGAACAGUGCUGUGAUCGCGACCCCAGAGCAGCUGCAGGCAGCGUACGAUGACGGCUUCCACCAGUGUGACGCCGGCUGGCUCUCCGAUCAGACUGUCAGGUACCCAAUCCAUGAUCCACGUGAGAAUUGCUACGGCGACAAAGACGAAGUUCCCCGGGUGCGAACCUACGGAGUGAGAGACGUCAACGAGACUUACGACGUGUACUGUUUUGCCGAGAAGAUGACAGGCAGUGUGUUCUACUCUGGCUCUGUGGCUAAGUUCACCUACUCCGAGGCUGAGGAACAGUGCAGUAAGCAGGGGGCCCUGUUGGCCACCACAGGACAGCUGUACCUGGCCUGGCAGGCUGGUCUGGAUGUGUGCAAUGCAGGCUGGCUGGGGGACAGGAGCGUCCGCUACCCCAUCAACAUCCGAAGGCCGCAGUGCGGAGGGGGUCUGCUGGGGGUACGGACCGUGUACCUCCACGUCAACCAGACGGGGUACCCACUCCCUGAAUCCCGCUACGAUGCCUACUGCUACACAGAAAUGGACGAGGAAGGCUCGGGCAUGGUGGUGCCCACCGAGGCGGGCAGCGGCGUGCUGAGCGUCGCCACAGUGACCCAGGGUCCUCCCGAGGUGUUCUUCAGGAAGACGACCACGGAGAGCGAGGCGUUGGGCGAGGUCCUGGCCACCCAGAAACCCACCAGCGUGGACUUCACCUUCGGGACUGAGCUGCCCCUGUCACAGCCGCCCAGUGUCACCGAGCUUCCGUUCCCACAGCCGCCCAGUGUCACCGAGCUUCCGUUCCCACAGCCGCCCAGUGUCACCGAGCUGCCCCUGCCACAGCCGCCCAGUGUCACCGAGCUGCCCCUGCCACAGCCGCCCAGUGUCACCGAGCUGCCCCUGCCACAGCCGCCCAAUGUCACCGAGCUGCCCCUGCCACAGCCGCCCAGUGUCACUGAGCUGCCCCUGCCACAGCCGCCCAAUGUCACCGAGCUGCCCCUGCCACAGCCGCCCAAUAUCACCGAGCUGCCCCUGCCACAGCCGCCCAAUAUCACCGAGCUGCCCCUGCCACAGCCGCCCAGUGUGACAGAGUUGGUUGUGGAUGUUGUGGGGAGAGUAACGGCCAGGCUAGAUGUGGGGAGUGAGAUCAGCAAAGUGAGCGGAUCAGGAUAUUUAUUUUCUGCUACAGGUGUUGUGUUCCACUACCGUGCUGGCUCUAGCCGCUACGCCUUCACCUUCGAGGAGGCCCAGCUGGCCUGUCAGAGUGUUGGAGCCUCCAUCGCCACCCCAGAGCAGCUCCAGGCUGCCUAUGAGGCCGGCUACCACCAGUGUGAUGCAGGCUGGCUUCUGGAUCAGACCGUCAGGUAUCCAAUCGUGUCUCCUCGGGAAAAGUGCUCUGGGGAUCUGGAGACUUUACCAGGAGUGAGGUCCUAUGGACUGAGGCCCGCUGAUGAACACUACGAUGUGUACUGCUACGUGGACAGACUCAGGGGCGAUGUGUUCCAUGCUGGCUCCAGUGAGGGCUUUACCUACGACGGUGCUCUGGCUCACUGUCAGGAGCUGAACGCUACCCUGGCCUCUACUGGACAGCUCUACGCCGCCUGGAGACAAGGGUUGGAUAAGUGCCGCGCAGGCUGGCUAAUCGACCGGAGCGUCCGCUACCCCAUCACCAACCCCCGGGCGGCGUGUGGUGCAGGGAAGGCAGGGGUGUACACAGUAUUCACGCACAACAACCAGACGGAAUACCCAGACCUGUACUCCAGAUAUGACGCCUACUGCUUCAAAGUGGACAUCUUGCUUCUCGCCAAUGAAACUGGAUUGAACAUCACAGAGAUAGAAGAGGCUUUGGUUAACCUCACAUCCAUCACUGAUUUGCUGAGGCCUGUCCUGCCUUCCAUCACUGCUCCCAUCUCUGUGGAGUCCUCAGGCUCUGGUUCUGGUUCCGGGGCCUCUGGGGCCAGUGGAUCAUCCGGAGAUCUCUCUGGUGAUCACUCCGGUGAACUGCCUUAUUCCGGGAAUCUGUCUGGGUCAGGUGAUCUUUCAGGCAGCGGGAGCGCCGAGAUUCCCAGUGGAUCGUCUGGCCUGAGUAGUGGAGAUGCGUCCGGUUCGGGGCUGAGUGGAGACGGAUCGGGAAUAACGGUAAUCUUCUCUUCAGGGAGCGGCAGUGUUUUAUCCGGUUCGGGCUCUGGGGGUCCUCAGGAGGCUGGAGAGGGAAGCAUUGGGAUCCUAACCUUCCCCACAGGAAUGGGAUCGGGAAUGGGAUUGGGAAUGUUCAGUGGCAGUGCGUUCCUGUCGGGAUCGGGAAGUGGAUCCGGUGUCAGCUCUGAAGAGAGCGGCUCUUCGUCCGACAGCUCCAGCAGCUCUGGGAAAAGUGGGACGUUUUCUGGAAUGUCGUCCGGCUCCAGCUCUAGUUCCAGUGAGAAGUUUUCCGGAUUUCCCUCAGGAUUCUUUCCCUCAGGAGGCUCCAGUGGUCAUUCGGGAGAGGAGUCGGGAAGCAGAGACACUCAGGUCCUGCUGAUCCAUGGGAAGCUGGUGGAGGUUUCCACCUCUCACACACACACAGAGCAGGAGCUUGGUGGAGGGGGCCUGGAGUUCAGCGGCUCCGGAUCGGGCAGCAGUGGCUCAGGGUUCUUCCCGGGUGUGACUUUCUUGGGGUCAGGGUUUACUGACCUCACAGGGUCAGCCUCAGGAGAACAGGAGGCCUCGGGGUCUCUCCACUACGGCUCCGGAAGCGGUGAUAUCAGCGGUUCAGCCUCGGGCAGCAGUGGCUCAGGGUUCUUCCAGGGUGUGACCUUCUUGGGGUCAGGGUUUACCGACCUCACGGGGUCAGCCUCAGGGGAACAGGAGGCCUCUGGGUCUCUCCACUACGGCUCCGGAAGCGGUGAUAUCAGCAGUUCGGCCUCGGGCAGCAGUGGCUCAGGGUUCUUCCCGGGUGUGACCUUCUUGGGGUCAGGGUUUACCGACCUCACGGGGUCAGCCUCAGGGGAACAGGAGGCCUCUGGGUCUCUCCACUACGGCUCCGGAAGCGGUGAUAUCAGCGGUUCAGCCUCGGGCAGCAGUGGCUCAGGGUUCUUCCCGGGUGUGACCUUCUUGGGAUCAGGGUUCACCGACCUUACGGGGUCAGCCUCAGGGGAACAGGAGGCCUCAGGGUCUCUCCACUAUGGAUACGGAGCGGGAAGAGGUGGAUACGCAUCAGGGUUCGGAACGUCGGGCUUCCCAUCCGGGGACAUGUCUGAAAUCUCCAGAUCCUCCACCAGCGGUGAGGAGGACAGCGCUGUCACCUUCCUGACAAGUGACUUAAUGACAGAGGUUUCCAAGGUGACCACGGUUUCCAUGGAGCUGGGGGCUGGGCCAGUGGAGAUCAGCGGGCAGGGAAGCGGGUUCCACUCAGGGAGCGGCUCCGACCACCCAACCCAGGCCAGCGGUGUCUCAUCUGGGGCACACUCUGGAGAUCUGCUCUCUGUGGUGCUGUCCUCUCUGCCCAGUGACAGGGAGCUUAUGGCGGACACAGAGGGGCCAGAGGAGGCCCUGGCUGGGGGGGCUGAGCUGGAGGAGAUCACCGGCGAGUUUUACGUGACCUUUGCCCCCAACCUUGCUCCCACCGGAUUGGCUGCCACCACGGCCCCGGCCAUCUCUCUGCAGACCCCUGCCGUCAUGGAGGAGCCGUCCUCAGAGGAGGGUAUGCCUAACCCCUGUGACCCUAACCCGUGUGGUGCUGGGUCAUGCUCAGUGGAGGGUGGCGAUGGGCUAUGCCAGUGUCCACCCGGGAAAGUGGGAGAUGGGUGCCAGUAUGAGGUUGAUGUGUGCCAUUCCAACCCUUGUGCCAAUGGAGCCACCUGUGUGGGAAAUGCAGACUCUUACAAAUGCUUAUGCCUGCCCAGCUACGGAGGGGACCGCUGCGAGAUUGACGAGCAGGAGUGUGAGGAGGGCUGGACUAAGUUUCAAGGCAACUGUUACCUGCACUUCCCCGAGAGAGAGACCUGGCUGGACGCCGAGCAGCGCUGCCGAGACCUCAGCGCUCACCUGGUCAGCAUCAUCACCCCAGAGGAACAGCACUUUGUCAACUCCAACGGCCAGGACUACCAGUGGAUUGGGCUCAAUGACAAGACAGUGGAGAAUGACUUCCGCUGGAUAGACGGCACACCACUGCAAUUUGAGAACUGGCGGCCAAACCAGCCGGAUAACUACUUUAACUCUGGAGAGGACUGUGUGGUGAUGAUCUGGCAUGAGAACGGCCAAUGGAACGACGUUCCCUGCAACUACCACCUGCCCUUCACCUGCAAGACUGGCCCAGUCUUCUGUGGUGCGCCGCCAGAGGUGGAGAAUGCCAGGAUGUUCGGCAGCAGGCGGGAGCAGUAUCCCGUGGGGUCCAUCAUUCGCUACCAGUGUAACCCAGGCCUCACACAGCGCCACCUGCCUGUGGUGCGCUGCAUGGCAGACGGACAGUGGGAGAAGCCACAGGUGGAAUGCGUUGGUUCAGUGCCCUCCCCCAGUAACAGAAUACAGCGGAGAUCGAUCAGAAGGCGAGGAGAAUCAACCAGCAGCAAACGUCACUAAGCAGGGAAGAUUAAGGGAGAUUUCUUGAAGAUAACUAUUUUAUAAAAACAUGUACAGCACACAAAAGCCAUUUUCUAACUUACAAAAGAGGUUUCAACAUUUGAAGUACCCACCUUGUACAUAAGACCAAAGCAAUUUAGAGCAAUAACAUUGUCUUUUUGGUAUGUGUCACUCUCUGACUAUUUAAAAAAAAAAGAUAAAUUAAGCCAUUAUGUUAUUUUUAGUUUUUGUUGUUCUUGUCCCAAAAUACUGACAUGUUUUAAUUAUAUAUAAGAAUUGUUUUAUUGUUUGGAGUUGUAUUGUUAUUUUUUAGUUUUGGUGGAUUGUGAGGCCGUCGAUAAGGUGUGAGUUGUUGUUAAGAUACUUUGUCCAUGUCGCCAACUAGACUGGAUUAUGGAGACACGAUGUAGGGUGAAGUUUUCCCUAGACACUGAUCUUGGGUCAGUUUUGCUUUUCCUCCACUAAUGGUUAAGAUUGGGGUUGGUGGAGGGGAAGCUGUUCCUAACUCUGUACCUAGGGGAAACUUCACCCCGCAGCAUGUACUCAUAGACGAUGCCAACAGUCGCAUCAAUCAGACUCUCUAGUCUGUUCUAGAUCUUUGCCAAACCAGAUAGUGUGUGUUAGACUGUACCUCCCAGAAGUAAACACCCCAUCUGGACCGGCCGGUAUUUAGUGGUGGUUUGGCGUGUUGCUAUGAGCCAAGCAGAGGCUUGGUGAAAUUCACCCAUGAGUAGAUACGAGACAGUCAGAAGCGUGUUUGUAUUCUGGAGGUGCCUACGUAACAUACACUCACUAUGGGUGAUGGAUAGAGGUCUAAUAAUGCAUGAAAGACAGUACAUUUGAUAGAAAAAGUCUAUUGAGAUACUUGUGAGCCAUGUUAGCCUAGCCAUGUUAGCCUAGCCAUGUUAGCCUAGCGCUGUUAGCCUAGCCAUGUUAGCCUAGCCAUGUUAGCCUAGCCAUGUUAGCCUAGCCAUGUUAGCCUAGCCAUGUCCGGUUGUAGCAAUGAUGAGCAAGAUGAAGUAAAGGGGAUGACAUCUUGUGCAU
Coregonus clupeaformis (lake whitefish) is the source of this 6438-nucleotide messenger RNA. RefSeq names its product aggrecan core protein-like. Gene Ontology annotation, biological process: cell adhesion. NCBI's taxonomy places the organism in Eukaryota, Metazoa, Chordata, Actinopteri, Salmoniformes, Salmonidae. The record is from RefSeq and is a predicted model, not a curated record. Gene Ontology annotation, molecular function: calcium ion binding; hyaluronic acid binding.